Molecule: messenger RNA, 679 nt
Organism: Limulus polyphemus (Atlantic horseshoe crab)
Lineage: Eukaryota; Metazoa; Arthropoda; Merostomata; Xiphosura; Limulidae
Product: NACHT and WD repeat domain-containing protein 2-like
Exons: 4
Source: RefSeq, a predicted model, not a curated record
AUUUUGAACAUGAACGUCGUCACUUGCACGAGGUGGUAUUUCCAGAUCUUCAAAGACAUUGUUCCGCUCUGGGUAUUGACGUGGAGUUGGAAGACAUUCAUCAAGGUACUGUCGUCGACUCCAUUUUGGAGCCUACAAUAUUUGCCCAACAAAUGAAGGAGAUCGAGGCUUGUCAUCGAGAGUCUUUAGGAUGUUUUUUUCUGUGCCUGGUGGGAAAUAAAUACAGACCGUAUCCUUUUCCACUCAGCAUUGAAUCAUCAGAAUUCAAUCACAUUUAUAAUGCAGCUUUGGAUGCAGGUCUUGAUGUUGCUCUGCUGGACCAAUGGUACAAAUGUAACAAUAAUCUCGUUCCACCAGCCUAUAUCCUUCAACCCCCACAAAGCAAGAACGAACACGUUGAGUUAAGGCGUCCCGACCUUUGUAAGAAAUAUCUCUUCCUUCAACAAGUCCAGAGCUGGACCGAAGAUGCUGAGACGUUAUUGAGAAUAAUUCAGUACGGAGCACGGGUGGCUUUCGAGGAAGGCUUAAUCAACAGUCAGAAGCAAAGAAAGUACAUCCUGUCAGGAGUACACUCUCAUCUCGAUGUAGCUCUUCAGCUCUCUAAACAGGCUGGUCAACACAUCAUCUCUGUUAUUCAUCAAAAGUGGUUGAUUUUUCAGGAGUACACUGUCAUCUCGAU